Messenger RNA from Staurois parvus, 303 nucleotides. NCBI's taxonomy places the organism in Eukaryota, Metazoa, Chordata, Amphibia, Anura, Ranidae. The record is from the annotation of a GenBank genome assembly.
UGCCAGUGCCUAUCAGUGCCACAUCAAUGCCACAUAUCAGUGCAUACCAUGUCAGUGCCACCUAUCAAUGCCAAUCAGUGCCACCUAUCAGUGCUGUCAAUCAGUGCCAGUCAGUGCCGCCUAUCAGUGCCAGUCAGUGCUGCCUAUCAGUGUGCAUCAGUGCCACCUAUCAGUGCCAGUAAGUGCCCCCUACCAGUGCCAGUCAGUGCCGCCUACCAGUGCCAGUCAGUGCCGCCUAACAGUGCAAUAUAUCAGUGCCAUGUAUCAGUGCCAUGUAUCAGUGCUGCCUUUCAGUGCCCAUCA